AUGGCACCUUUGGACUGUCUGCCUAGCAAGUGCUAUACGCUAACUCUUCCCCAGAGUGCGGAUGCUCGAGACAGGCUGGAUUGUCGAACUGGUGCUUCGUCUCUGCUUUCAAAGUCUCGUAUCGUCGUUCACGGAGGUCUGACUUUGGGACUGGAACUUGAGUCCAUAACCAUAGCAAAUAUAAAUGAGGCACUGUCAAAACAACUUCCAUCAUCCUUAGAGAUCAAUAAUUCCCUUUUGUCAAAUACAGUGUUCGAAUUGAAUAUCCCAGAACGCAAAUGGGAGACUGUCCGAGUAGAUGAAGAUGUCGGACAUACCAGCAGACCGGCCCCAAGAAUGUUUCAUACUAUUUGUCUCCACAACCAUGCUAUAUAUGUCCAUGGAGGACUUGUUCUUGAUGAGCAAAAGCAAUUCACUCCAUCAAACGAGCUCUGGAGAUUCGACCUUUAUCGUAAAACUUGGUCCUGUUUGCUUGCGUCUAAUGAUGAUGAUGAUAGCAUGUUUGAUCAGUCAUCUUUGCCCCGAUUCAAUCACAAGAUGAUUCGACUCAAAGACCUAAGUGUUAUUGGUGAGCCAACUCACCAUGGUUUUCUCAUAGUCGGAGGUCUAAACGCCCUUGACGAAAGAAUCUACAGUUUGGAGGUUUAUGAUAUUGUUUCAGGUAUAUGGAAAAUGCUUCCUGGACUACCAGUUAAUGACAGACUAGCAACUAUAUCGUCAAAGCCAAUUUCUCCACUGGAUUCCAGUCCUUCAUCCCGCCAAGCACAUUCCAAAUCCUAUUUAUCUUACACCCAUUCAGAAAAUGCCAUAUUCUCCAGUCCUAUUGACGUGGACAAUCCCUUGUCUGUAGAAAAGUUAGCAGUCCUUACAAGGGUCGAUCCAGGUGCACAGUUAAAUCCCAUCUUAUCAUACUCAUUGAACGAUACAGAGCCUAGAGGGUCAAGAUUAUUGCUCAACAGAGAGCACCAUACAGACCCAUUUGACCCAUCAAUUCCCAAACAAUUGCGAUAUCCCGAAGGAGAAAGCUUUGGUGAGAAUUUAGUCAUUAUGGGCUUCCUCCCUGGGGAUUUAAAUAUUUCCAUCUUUGUUUAUAGCAAGUCCUCGGCAAAGUGGUCACGGUUAAACGUCUUCUGUGAGCACUCUACUUGGUCACAUCGGUUUUCCAAAGGUUAUUUGUGGGCCUCUCACCAUAAAAUUAUUCUUUUAGGAAAUGAGAAAACAACCAGAACUUCUCCAAGCAUUCAGUUCUUUAACCUAUUUGUGGCUAUUUCUUUGCCAGUCACCAAUUCAUUUAGCUCACUGAUCGAUGAACAACUGUCCAAGAAUUACUUAAGUGCCAACAACUUUAUCAGCACUUCUGAUGACUUCAGGGAUUCGCCUGAGGAUCCCAACAACGUAUUCAACGAAUAUUCAAAGUAUGCUGCCCCGGCAGUAAAUAUGACCUCUAUCAAAUCAGUCUUUCCUCCUGCUGCCGUCACUGUAGGUAAGAUCGCUUUUGCCACAACUGAUGAAUUAUCCGACUUUCAGUUAAUAACCGAUGAGGGAGAUCGUAUUUGCAUCCCACUGAACGUAUGCAUGAAACGAUGGGGAAUGUUCUUCAGGAGGGCAAUUUGCAAGGGAUACGUUGAAGCCAUAUACGAAUUUGCUAAGACCGCCACCGAGGAUGACAUGUUGUUGUUUAAAAAGGAGUUUUACACCCAAGGUCGAACAGAGAGACACUCUGUGAAUUCGUCUAUCUUCCCAUCCUCUGACGUAUCAAGUCAAGAUAACUUGCGUCUUAAAAAAGACACUGGGAGACCUGAGUUUCGAUUGCCCUUUCAGAAACAUGAGAUCCUUUCCAACAAAGGUACACCACAGUCGUCUACUAACAACUCACGCAAGAACUCUGUCAUGUCUUAUGAUUCUAGUACUAGCAAUAGUUCUGGCAUUGACAUCAAGCUCUUCGAAAGUUCGGCUAUUCCAAUUCAGUUGCCUCCACCGCAGGAGCCGCUCCCGGCUCCUAUGGGUCGUAGAAAAUCUGCCUCCUUUUUCGAGUCGGAGAAGAAUAUAUUUGGCCCGAAAACGCCAACUCUUCCUCAUAGUAGGACACACUCUCCUGCAUCUUCUCCCAAGAGCUCACCGCGCGGGUCGUUGGUGCAUUCGAAUAGGGAUGGAUUGAUGCCUAGUGUGGGCAAUGAAUCAUUACAAGAGACAGAAGAGCAAAAAGGUCACGUUUCUGAUGCACCCCCACCCUGGGAGCAUAAAGGUUCUAGCCCCCAGCUCGACGAAGGCGAUGAUAUUGCUUCUGCUCCUGCUGGGUCACCGGAAUCCAUCGUCCAAGAUGCAAUCAAACUUGCUAUUGACUCGAUAGAGGUCGAAAAUUAUGAUUUUUCGACGUUGCAGCCUUUCCUGUUUACUUGGGCAAUUCCUCGUUCGCUUUACCUGCCAUUUCCAACGAAAACUGUGAAAGCUUUUUCAGAGUUUUUAUACACUGGACAAGUUGGAGCAACUUGGGAGUUGGUGCCUACAGCACUUGACGUUCUGUUGGUGGCAAAGUUCUAUGAGGUUCCCCUCUUGUAUGACUUGAUUUUAGAAACGUUGUACCGUAUUCUUUCUCGCAAGGAGGUACAACUUGUUAAAGAGGCUCAAAAGCUCAAGAACGAGUAUGUCGAUGUGAUGAGUGUGAAUCGUGGUUACAUUGUGGACCCGCCUCCUAUUCCCAGCAUCGACGAGUUCACUGAGUUUUUGACCAAGUCUGACGACGGCUUUACUGAUCUUAGUCUUUUGAAAAGGGCAUCCAAAGCUAGCAGAAUGAUGAGCGAUAGUCGCGGAUCUAGCCGCGGAUCUAGCCGCAAGUCUUCCCUAUCAUUCACGCAGUUGGCCGCCUUUAAAGAGAAAAGAAGGGAAGAGAAGGACGGGGAGACGGAGGAAGGGGUAGAUAGUGAAGAACUAGCAGACGAAGAGGAAGUGGAUGAUGAUGAGCGAGAGAGUGUGGCUGAUUUGAGCGAGAUAGAGGCGAAGGAGGAGGAGGGCGAGGAGGAGAGAGAAGAGGAAAAGGAAGAAGAGGAAGAAGAGGAGGAAGAGGAGGAAGAGGAGGAAGAGGAGGAGAAAGAAGAAGAGGAUUCAGACGAUAGUACUUUCGAAGAUAUCAAAGCCUACCAUUUAGACGACUCAAGCAACGAAGAUAUUGAUGAUGGUUCUAGCCCUCUACAUGAUGUGUUGGCUUUUGCUCAGUCUAAGAAACAAAGACCAGAAAGCCUUAAAGACUCGAGCGCUAGUGGACUCUCCAAUAGUUCAGACAGCGGAAAAGAAAGUGAUAGCAAUGAUGGUCCUUCUUCACAACAGUCGCCAGAAGAGUACCUCGGAACUAAAGAUAAUGUGGACAAAGUGAAAGCUGGAAUCAACCCCACUCCCACCCUAGAAUCUACAACGAGAUCAGCAGAUGCAGUUCCUGUCAGUAUUAUAGACUAUAUUUACGAAGCUGCUGUCUUAGGCAAUGAUUUACGUUUGCUAUUACGGGCGUUGAAUGUUAGAUACAUGAUUAAAGGAUUUGAAACGGAGAAACCAUCUAUCAAAAGGAAGAUUGAACAAACUAGAAAAGAGACUGCAGCACGGCAGGAAGAGCAACUGGAACAGGGUACCCUCCUCCCUCACCCUCACCUUAGAGGCCAAUCGUCUCCCUUUGCACAUUACCAACCUUCAGAGGAUGAAGAAGCCUUACAGGGAAAUGUUAAUCCACACGAAGGCACUGAACGGUGGGAAAGUAGCCUUAAGCCAACCUUUUCCAUCAAGUCUUCAGCUCGAUUGCCUCUUGCAACCAAAUCUAAUGUGGGUCCACGAGCUGUUCUUAGAAAAGCUCACUCAAUGGCCAACAUCAACCCAGUAGAGCCUCCGAAAAUUUUGAAGAGAUCAUUUUUCAAGAAGAAUUCCAACUCAUAA
Messenger RNA from Komagataella phaffii GS115, 3918 nucleotides. Its product is annotated as Protein with an N-terminal kelch-like domain. Lineage: Eukaryota; Fungi; Ascomycota; Pichiomycetes; Pichiales; Pichiaceae. Gene Ontology annotation, cellular component: mitochondrion; cytosol. The record is from RefSeq and is a predicted model, not a curated record. Gene Ontology annotation, molecular function: protein binding. The coding region runs from base 1 to 3918 and encodes 1305 amino acids. Gene Ontology annotation, biological process: cell redox homeostasis. The transcript has a single exon.